AAAGGCAGGCGCUAAACCGCUGCGCCACCCAGGGAUCCCCAGGCCCGUGCUUUUUGGCUCUCGGAGGCACCAGUCCACGCCCGUCGCCACGUGACCCAAACAGAUCCGGGCACUUCCGCUUCCCCUCGGCGUUUUUCCCGUCCGUGUCCGCUGAGGGUCCAGAGCCGGGUCCGCGCGGAGGCGGCGGUGGCGGCGCCAUGGCGGAGCUGACGGCUCUAGAGAGUCUCAUCGAGAUGGGCUUCCCCAGGGGACGCGCGGAGAAGGCUCUGGCCCUCACAGGGAACCAGGGCAUCGAGGCUGCAAUGGACUGGUUGAUGGAGCACGAAGAUGAACCAGAUGUAGACGAGCCGCUGCCGACGCCCCUUGGACGUGCCCUGGGACGGGAACCCACCGUCUCGGAACAAAGUGGCCCUGAAGGAACUGGCUCUACUGGCGGAGAAGGCAAACCCGUUUUGAGUGAAGAGGAGAGGCAGGAACAGACCAAGAGGAUGUUGGAGCUGGUGGCCCAGAAGCAGCGGGAGCGUGAAGAAAGAGAGGAGCGCGAGGCUUUGGAACGGGAACGGCAGCGCAGGAAACAAGGGCAAGAGUUGUCAGCGGCUCGGCAGCGGCUGCAAGAAGAUGAGAUGCGCCGGGCUGCUGAGGAGCGGAGGAGGGAAAAGGCUGAAGAGUUAGCAGCCAGACAGAGAGUCCGAGAAAAGAUUGAAAGAGACAAAGCAGAGAGAGCUAAGAAGUAUGGUGGUAAUGUGGGCUCUCGGCCGUCUCCACCAACAGAGCCAGGGCCGGUUCCGUCCUCUCCCAGCCAGGAGCCUCCCUCCAAGCGGGAGUAUGACCAGUGUCGCAUACAGGUCAGGCUGCCAGAUGGGACCUCACUGACCCAGACGUUCCGGGCACGGGAACAGCUGGCCGCUGUGAGGCUCUAUGUGGAGCUCCACCGUGGAGAAGAGCCUGGGGGAGACCAGGACCCUGUGCAGUUGCUCAGUGGCUUUCCCCGGCGGGCCUUCUCAGAGGCUGACAUGGAACGGCCUCUGCAGGAGCUGGGACUUGUGCCUUCUGCUGUUCUUAUUGUGGCCAAGAAAUGUCCCAGCUGAGAGGCCUUUAUCCCACCAUCUCUCUCUGACCUCUUCAUCUUUGAUAAAGCACUGACAUCUCCUUCCUAAUAAAUAGACCCUGAGUUCUCUA
This is a messenger RNA of Canis lupus familiaris (dog), 1179 nucleotides long. It is a transcript of the gene UBXN1, whose product is annotated as UBX domain protein 1. Lineage: Eukaryota; Metazoa; Chordata; Mammalia; Carnivora; Canidae. The coding region runs from base 198 to 1088 and encodes 296 amino acids. The record is from RefSeq and is a predicted model, not a curated record. Gene Ontology annotation, molecular function: protein binding. The transcript is spliced from 10 exons.